This is a messenger RNA of Lingula anatina, 2520 nucleotides long. RefSeq names its product akirin-2. Lineage: Eukaryota; Metazoa; Brachiopoda; Lingulata; Lingulida; Lingulidae. The record is from RefSeq and is a predicted model, not a curated record. Gene Ontology annotation, molecular function: transcription coregulator activity. Gene Ontology annotation, biological process: positive regulation of transcription by RNA polymerase II; positive regulation of innate immune response. Gene Ontology annotation, cellular component: chromatin; nucleus.
GAGGCUAAAAUUUGUUUUCGUCUGUAGCCAUCUUGAAAUUUUCUUUUCGGAGUAGAGACGCUUUGAAAUCUUUUUCAUCGCUAAGUAUUGUGAUCUUAGGGAAACUUAUUUUGGAGUGGUUCAGUUGCCUUUGGCAUCAAUCUAACAAUAGAACAUAUUUUUUAUCAAGUUUGUAUUUGAUAGAAAACGUUUACGGUCAGCAAAGCCGUCGGUUGUUCCAGCGUCAGGACAACAAAAGAUGGCUUGUGCUACUUUGAAAAGAAGUCUGGAUUUUGAUCCUCUACACAGUCCUAGAACUCCAAAACGCAGAAGAUGUAUACCAAUGACAAUGUCACCUACGACGCCUAACACAAAACAGCAGUGUAGCCAGUCGUCAUUUUCUGAUGUAGCCCCGAAAGUUACCCCAGAGCAAAUAGCUGCCAACAUUCAGGCAGAAAUCAAACGUUUGCAGCACAGACGUCAGCUUCACAUGCCGCCUAGUCCACCACCUAACACAAUCCAUGAACAGCCUGCUGAUAGCACACAUCAGGACCAGGACGCCUCUGUGCAAUCAUCCUCCACAUAUUUCAAUGCCCUUUCCCCAAGUAAGAAGGAAGUGCCUCUCUUCACUUUCAAACAAGUCAGCUUAAUAUGUGAUAGAAUGCUCAAAGAAAGGGAAGCCCAAAUCAGAGAAGAAUAUGACAAAGUUCUCACUUGUAAAAUGGCGGAACAAUAUGAAGCUUUCCUGAAAUUCAAUCAUGAUCAAAUCCAACGGCGAUUUGUAGAACAGCCCGUAAGCUAUGUGUCAUAAGACAAAUCUAAUCUCGCAGAAGCAGGGAGGAAUCACCAGGUGCUAAAUAUUCCUUAAAAACUAUAACUUUUAUUCAUAUCUGAUGGAGGAAAGGACCUUUGAUCAGUUUUUAUGAAAUGGAAAAAAAAAAACAUUUGAAGUUUUUUUUUAAGACAGGAAAAGAAUCCACUUGUAACCAACAGACUUGAUGUACACAAUGUGGAAAUGCAUGUUGCUUUUAAUCUUUGUUCGUAUUCUCGCAAAAGAAACAAGUAUGGACCAAAAAUGACCAUAAAGAAUGGUUAGUGUAUAUAAGAUUGUAGUAUAAAGGAUGAAAGUGAUCAUUUUGAUGAAAUAGCAUUUUAGGAUUUUUGAAGUAAGCAGCGUUAUGAUGCAGGUUAUUGGGGGCUUAUUCAGUUCAUUUCAUUUAAGACUAGUUGGAAAAAGCAAUUAUAUUGUUUUUAGUUGUUCUUAGACUUGUUUCAUAUUGAAAACAUGUUUCACACUGAUCUGGAUUUAUUUUUAAAUGACUGAUUUCUGGAACAGUGUUUGGUGUUACAAAGUCACUUAUACAAAGUGAUAAAUUCUCUCCUCUGAUGUAAUUCUCAUAUUAAAAAAAAAUUUUAAUGCAUAUCUGGUGAAUCAUUUGUUACUAACAAUAAGUCAGUCAAAGUUUUUGGACUGAUUAUUUUAAAUACAGUGCUCUAAAGCUACACUUCACUUGUAUUAAUUGAUGGUUUCAAGAAGAAAUGUUUUGUAUUGGUCAAAUUUCAGUUAUGGCACUUAAUUAAGAAGUAGCGUAAACAGUAGAACUUUAAAAGAUAUCUAUUGAAAAAAAUAUUUUUGAUGUGCAUUCCAGCAGAAAUGGUGAGGGGGAAUUAUUUUUCAUGUGCAAAGAUUAAUUUCUUAUAUUAUCCACCUGCAAAUAGACCCCACUCUGUCUUCACUGGGAUUGCAUUGAUAAGAUAUUUUUCAAAGUAUAUGCCUGAGUGAGGCAUAUCGAAUAUGUAUUUUAGUAGCAGUGUAUGAUUAGCUUUUGUAGUUUCAGAGAUAUUGAGCAUCACUGCUUAUUGGUGCACUAAAAAUGCAAGUAGUACUGCAUCACUACCUUUCCUGUCUUAGGGCUAGCAGUAAUGGAGCUAAAACCAUGCACUGUAGACUUAAUGCUCUAAGAUGAUGUUACCCAUCUUCUAAUGUUAGGGCCUAGUCAUUAAUUUUGUGAUUUACAGCCUUUGAGUUUGGAAUUCUGGCAUCAUCAGGACAAAAAAUGUGAAUUCAUCUGAAUGUUGUAGAAAAUUAUGCAAAAUCUAUAGUUGUUGAAAGUGCCUGGUUAAAAUAUUUGGCUUCGAAAUGACUAUGAUUAUUAAUCUACAAGUUAAACACUGGUUUUAGGACAGUGAUUGCGUUAUAGGUUUUCCAGUUUUAUAAGCAUUUGUCAUUAGGUUUUCAUUGCUUUCUACGUAGGAUUUUCAGGGUAUUCGCACAAUUUCAGUCAUAAGUGCUUACCAGAGACCUGUUUCAUGAAGCCUUAGCCUGUUACAGGGUUGGUUUGCCUUAUCAACAAUUUAAAUGCACAUAAAGAUUGGUUGAACAACAAUGUGUCCCCAAUCUUUCGCUAUCAAGUGUUUUGAACCAUCCCUGGACCUGUUGUUUUUUUUUUUUUUUUCAGAUUGAAAUCUUUUGUUAACAAUGUCACUGAAACUGCAGAUAACAGAAAAAUAUUUGUUAUAAAUAAAGUCGUUUCUUCAAUA